Sciurus carolinensis (gray squirrel) is the source of this 8004-nucleotide messenger RNA. It is a transcript of the gene Gon4l, whose product is annotated as gon-4 like. Lineage: Eukaryota; Metazoa; Chordata; Mammalia; Rodentia; Sciuridae. The transcript has 34 exons. Gene Ontology annotation, cellular component: nucleus. Bases 303 to 7082 code for a protein of 2259 amino acids. Gene Ontology annotation, molecular function: transcription coregulator activity. The record is from RefSeq and is a predicted model, not a curated record. Gene Ontology annotation, biological process: regulation of DNA-templated transcription.
AUGCUUUCUCUGGUACACAAAGCGGCCUCCCCAGGGCUGGGCCUCUCUCGCCCCUCCCCCUCAGGCCUGGAACGCACCCCCGCCAGCACCAGAGCGGGCCCUCGGCAGAAGACUCCGCCUCUGUCCGAAAGGUUCCGGAAGGCAGGUCCCUCCUCUUUCCGGAAGAUCUCCAAAAGGGAACCCCUCCCACCGCCGAGUUUUCCUGAGAAUGAGGUCCCGCCCACUGACCGGCUGUAAGUGGUUAAGGCAAAAGUACCUAAAGCCAUCGUUAAAAAGGAUGGAACAAAAGUGGGACUUUUAAAAUGAUGCCCUGUAAGAAGAGAAGAACAGAAUCUCCACAACAUAAGGGCAACCCAGAGGAAGACAACUUAGACAUAGAGUCAGCUGUUAAGCCAGAAUCUGACCAGACUAAAGACUUGGGUUCUGUGCCAAUGUCCUGGGGUCCAAAUCAUGGCAGAGCAGUUGACCUUGAAGUUCAAUCUGUGCAGGAUGCAGGAAAUCAGCUUGGUGUGGAGGAUUCCUCUCUAAGCUCUAGGACGCUCACCCACGAUACAAAUUUGCCAAUUUUGGAAGCUGUUGAUGUGGCUGUCUCUCAGGAAAUCACACUACCUUCCUUGGUGUCUUCCCACCCCCUUAAUAUAUCCAUUGGUAAAGGAAAACUCCAGGCCAGUGCCUCAAAGAGAGGAAAGAAAAUUGUCCUUAGGCCUGGGCCAGUUACCCAAGAAGAUAGAAGUUAUCAUUCUAUCAUAAAGGAGCCUUUUACAGGAGAGCCUAGUGAAGUCAAGGAAGAAGGAGGAAAACCUCAGAUGCAUUCUGAAGGGGAGAUUCCUUUACUGCCCUCAGGCAGCCAAUCUGCAAAACCAGGAGUCCAGCCUAGGAAACCAUCCCAGCCAGAUGUUUGUGCCUCUCCUCAAGAAAAGCCACUCAGGACUCUGGCUUACCAAGCUGAGGAAGAGAUAGAGGAUGGUGGACUCUUUAUUCCAAUGGAAGAGCAAGACAAUGAAGAAAAUGAGAAAAGGAGAAAAAAGAAAAAGGGUACCAAGAGGAAACGAGAUGGAAAGGGUCAAGAACAAGGGACCUUGGCCUGUGACCUGAAAUUGGAUGACAUGCUUGAUCGUACCUUAGAGGAUGGUGCCAAGCAGCACAACCUGACAGCAGUCAAUGUGCGAAACAUUCUUCAUGAAGUAAUCACAAAUGAACAUGUGGUAGCUAUGAUGAAAGCAGCCAUCAGUGAGACAGAAGACAUGCCAAUGUUUGAGCCUAAAAUGACUCGCUCUAAACUGAAGGAAGUGGUGGAGAAAGGAGUGGUAAUUCCAACAUGGAAUAUUUCACCAAUUAAAAAAGCCAAUGAAAUUAAGCCUCCACAGUUUGUGGAUAUCCACCUCGAAGAUGAUGAUUCCUCAGAUGAAGAGUACCAGCCAGAUGAAGAAGAAGAAGAUGAGACUGCUGAAGAGAGCUUAUUGGAAAGUGAUGUUGAAAGCACUGCUUCGUCUCCACGUGGGGCAAAGAAAUGCAGAUUGAGGCAAUCUUCUGAGAUGACUGAAACUGAUGAGGAGAGUGGCAUAUUAUCAGAGGCUGAGAAAGUCACCACGCCAGCUGUCAGGCACAUCAGUGCUGAGGUAGUGCCCAUGGGGCCCCCACCCCCUCCUAAACCAAAACAGACCAGGGAUAGUACUUUCAUGGAGAAGUUACAUGCUGUAGAUGAGGAGUUGGCUUCCAGUCCUGUCUGCAUGGAUUCUUUCCAGCCCAUGGAUGAUAGUCUCAUUGCAUUCCGAACCCGUUCUAAGAUGCCCCUGAAAGAUGUUCCCCUGGGGCAACUAGAGGCAGAGCUUCAAGCUCCAGAUAUUACCCCAGAUAUGUAUGACCCCAAUACAGCCGAUGAUGAGGACUGGAAGAUGUGGUUGGGGGGACUCAUGAAUGAUGAUGUGGGGAAUGAAGACGAAGCAGAUGAUGAUGAUGAUCCAGAAUAUAAUUUUCUAGAAGAUCUUGAUGAACCAGAUACAGAGGAUUUCCGUACUGACCGGGCAGUGAGAAUCACCAAAAAGGAAGUGAAUGAACUGAUGGAAGAACUGUUUGAAACUUUUCAAGAUGAGAUGGGAUUCUCCAACAUGGAAGAUGAUGGCCCAGAGGAGGAAGAACGAGUGGCUGAGUCUCGUCCUAACUUCAAUACCCCUCAAGCCCUACGUUUUGAGGAACCACUGGCCAACUUGUUAAAUGAACAACAUCGGACAGUGAAGGAGCUACUUGAACAACUGAAGAUGAAGAAAUCGUCAGCCAAACAGCAACAGGAGGUGGAGAGGCUUAAGCCUCAGAGUGAGAAAGUUCAUCAGACUCUGGUUCUGGACUCAGUACAGAGGAAGAGACUCCAACAGCAGAUGCAGCAGCAUGUUCAGCUUUUGACCCAAAUCCACCUUCUCGCUAUCUCCAAUCCCAACCUCAGUUUGGAGGCCAGUACCACCAGGAUAUUUCUUAAAGAACUGGGAACCUUUGCUCAAAGCUCCAUUGCCCUUCACCAUCAGUUCAACCCCAAGUUUCAGACCUUGUUUCAACCCUGUAACUUGAUGGGAGCUAUGCAGCUCAUUGAAGACUUCAAUACACACGUCAGCAUUGACUGGAGCCCUCGUAAAACUGUCAAGAAGACUGCCUGUGAAUUGCCAUGUCUGCCCAAGCAAGUGGCCUGGGUCCUGGCCACAAGCAAGGUUUUCAUGUAUCCAGAGCUACUUCCAGUAUGUUCCUUGAAGGCAAAGAAUCCUCAGGAUAAGAUCAUCUUCACUAAGGCUGAGGACAAUUUGUUAGCUUUAGGAUUGAAGCAUUUUGAAGGGACUGAGUCUCCUAAGCCUCUAAUCAGCAAGUACCUAAUAACCUGCAAGACGGCCCACCAGCUGACAGUGAGAAUCAAGAAUCUCAACUUGAACAAAGCUCCCGACAACAUCAUUAAAUUUUAUAAGAAGACCAAACAGCUGCCAGUACUAGUAAAGUGUUGUGAGGAGAUCCAGCCACAUCAAUGGAAGCCACCUGUAGAGAGGGAGGAACACCGGCUCCCAUUCUGGUUAAAGGCCAGUCUUCCAUCCAUCCAGGAUGAACUGCGGCACAUGGCUGAUGGUUCUAGAGAGGUAGGAAAUGUGACUGGAACCACUGAGAUCAAAGCAGAACAAGGCCUUGAAAAAGCCAGAUCGGAGUUGGGAAGUGAAACUCGGUACCCACUGCUGUUGCCCAAGGGUGUAGUACUGAAACUGAAGCCAGUUGCUGACCGUCUCUCCAGGAAGGCUUGGAGACAGAAGCGGUCAUCAGUCCUGAAGCCCCUCCUGAUCCGACCCAGCCCCUCUCUCCAGCCUAGUUUCAACCCUGGGAAAACACCAGCCAGGUCAACUCAAUGCGAAGCUCCUCCAAGCAAAAUGGUGGUCCGCAUUCCUCACCUUAUCCAGCCAGCCACUGUCUUACAGCCAGUUUCAGGUGUCCCUGCACUGGGCGUCAGUGGGGAUGAUAAUUUUGAGUCUCCUGUAGCACUGCCUGCUGUUCCCCCUAAAGCUAGGACCAGCUUCCCUCUGUCUGAGCCCCAGACCCUGCUCUCCUCUGCCCCUGUGCCCAAGGUAAUGUUGCCUGCACUUGCCCCUUCUAAGUUUCGAAAGCCAUGUGUGAGACGAAAACCCUCAAGAAGAAAGGGAACCAAGGCCUCUCCCUGUCUGAAAACUGCCCACCUCAUCCACCCUGCACCGGUUAUCUUUACUGUUCCCGCCACCACUGUGAAGGUUGUGAGCCUUGGCAGUGGCUGUAAUGUAAUCCAGCCUGUCAAUGCAGCUGUGGCCCCAAGUCCCCAGACCAUUCCUAUCACCACCCUCCUGGUUAACCCUACUUCCUUUUCUUGUCCAUUGAACCAGCCCCUUGUGGCCUCCUCCAUCUCACCCUUAAUUGUUUCUGGAAAUUCUGUGAAUCUUCCUGUACCGUCCACCUCUGAAGAUAAGGCCCAAAUGAAUGCGGACAUUACUUGUCCUUUGACUGAAAGGAAAAAUGCCUUUCAAACCCUGGAACCCAAAUUAGAACCCCAGGAACUAGCUCCUUUGUGCACUGCUGUCUUCCCCAAGGAGGAGCCCAGCCCAGGGUCAGUGCUGGCAGAUGGAGAAAGCCAGGAGGGACCCUUGGAGAACAGUGCCUAUCACUGGACUCUUGUGAAAACAGAGGAGGGGAGACAGGCUCUGGAGCCACUGCCUCAAGGCUUCCAGGAAUCUCUAAACUCUCCCUGUGGGGAUUUAAAGACAAUCAUCAAGAUGGAACCUGAAGACCCUGGAGAGGAGAUUUCCAUUGCGUCCACUGAGCAGGAUGUUUAUAAUGAAAUCAAAGAAGAACAGUCUUUAGAAUUGGACACUGGCUCCCUAAGGGAAGAGUUGAAUGAUGCUAGAGAGUUGAAGAAACAGGCAGUCCAGCAGCAGGAGGAAGAGAGGAGCCAGCCAGCUAAACCCCCUACCAAUUGGCAAGAGCCUACUGUCCAGGGAAACACUGGGGAAGAUAUGAACAAAGGAUCUCCAAAGAAUGUGCUCUCCUCCAUGGACCCUGACAUGGUACUAAGCAGUCCCCUAGGGAAGCCCGAAGACUCAUCCAGUGUUGAUGGCCAAUCAGUGGGGACCCCAGCUGGGCCAGAAACUGGGGCAGAGAAGGAUGGGCCAGAGGAAGAGGAAGAAGAGGACUUUGAUGACCUUACCCAAGAUGAGGAAGAUGAGAUGUCAUCAGCUUCUGAGGAAUCUGUGCUUUCUGUCCCUGAACUUCAAGAAACAAUGGAGAAGCUGACUUGGCUGGCAUCUGAAAGGCGCAUGAGUCAGGAGGGUGAUUCUGAGGAAGAGAACUCCCAGGAGGAGAAUUCCGAGCAGGAAGAGGAGGAGGAAGAAGAAGCUGAAGGAAUGGAAAACCUGCAGAAAGAGGAUGAGAUGACUGAUGAAGCAGUUGGAGAUGCUGCUGAGAAACCUCCUUCCACCUUGGCCUCCCCCAGGACUGCUCCAGAAGUGGAGACCAGCAGAAACCCACCAGGAGAGAGCAUCAAAGCUACUGGAAAGGGCCGAAGCAAUCAUCGAGCUCGCAACAAGCGGGGAAGUCGGGCUCGGGCCAGCAAGGACACCUCCAAGCUGCUGUUACUCUACGAUGAGGACAUUCUCGAACGGGAUCCACUGAGGGAGCAGAAGGACUUGGCCUUUGCCCAGGCUUAUCUGACCAGGCUUGCCUGGAAUUACCAAAAGAGCUCUUGUGAGAGAGCCACAAGAAGACACAGAGUUCAGUCAUGUGUACGAGAAGCCCUACAGCAUAUCCCAGGCAAGUAUGAAGACUUCCUUCAAGUCAUCUAUGAAUUUGAGUCAAGCACCCAGAGGCAGACUGCUGUGGAUCUCUAUAAAAGCUUGCAAAUUCUGCUCCAAGACUGGCCUCAACUGUUGAAAGACUUUGCUGCUUUCCUGUUACCCGAGCAAGCUUUGGCCUGUGGAUUAUUUGAGGAGCAGCAGGCUUUUGAGAAGAGUCGCAAGUUCCUUCGGCAGCUGGAGAUUUGCUUUGCAGAGAACCCUUCCCACCACCAGAAGAUCAUCAAGGUCCUCCAGGGCUGUGCAGACUGCCUUCCUCAAGAGAUCACUGAGCUUAAGACACAGAUGUGGCAACUCCUCAAGGGCCAUGACCACUUACAGGAUGAGUUCUCCGUCUUCUUUGACCAUCUACGCCCAGCAGCUAGCCGGAUGGGUGACUUUGAAGAGAUCAAUUGGACUGAGGAGAAAGAGUAUGAGUUUGAUGGCUUUGAAGAGGUGGCACUGCCUGAUGUGGAAGAGGAAGAAGAACCUCCCAAGAUACCCACAGCCUCCAAGAACAAGAGAAGAAAAGAGGUUGGGGUCCAAAACCAUGAUAAGGAGACUGAGUGGACAGAUGGGGCCAAGGACUGUUCCUGUUCCUGCCAUGAAGGAGGCCCUGAUUCUAAGCUUAAGAAGAGCAAGAGGAAAAAUUGUAGCCACUGUAGCAGCAAGGUCUGUGACAGCAAAUCCUACAAGAGCAAGGAGUCCCAUGAGUUGGUGGGCAGCAGCCCUCACCGAGAGGCCAGUCCUAUGCCUGGUGCUAAGGAAGCAGGGCAGGGCAAGGAUGUGGUGGAAGAGGAAGUCCCGGAGGAGCAGGAGAGCACUGAAGCAACCCAGAGCAGGACUGGCAGGACCACCAGGAAGGAAGAGGUGUCCAUUCCAGCAGGAUUGAUAGUGGGGAGCAGUUUGUCAUUCCCUCAAGAAGAAGUGACUGUUACACAACAGCUCCUGGAUGGCCAGCCACCUUGCUCACCAGAGACUCUUCAGUUUCCCCCACAAAGUGGAGCGGUACCAUACCCUGGUAAGAGGAACCAGGCUGGGCCUGAGAUUCUCUCCUGCCCCAGUGCACACCCUGGACUUCAGAAUGAAGGGGAAGGCCAAAAGGUAGUGGGUGACUCAGAGGAUUCCAUGCUGGUUUGGGAUGCACCAGAAACUGAGAAAUUGCCUACGGCUGCUGAGACCCCUGUUUCCUUCCUGAGUCCUGUCUCCUCAAGGACCAGAGAUGCAGAGGGAAGACAUAUGUCUGGGAAACCAGAUACUCAAGAGAGCUGGCAGCCCUCAAGCAGAACUGAGGUGAAAACUGCAAACAGAAUGUCCCCUGUCCAUGAAUCUUCAUCAAGGUUUGACACCUCAGAGACUUCUCCUGAAGCCCCAGGAGUUUUAGCUAAAGACAUUGGGAUACAGGCCAGGGGUCCAGAGUGGGAGCAGCAGCCAAAGGCCACAGAAGCAACAGUAUGUGCGAACAACAGCAAGGUCAGCUCCACUGGGGAGAAGGUUGUCCUAUGGACAAGGGAAGCUGACCGUGUGAUUCUCACCAUGUGUCAGGAGCAAGGAGCACAACCACAGACCUUCAGCAUCAUCUCUCAGCAGCUGGGAAAUAAGACCCCUGCUGAGGUUGCCCACCGUUUCCGAGAACUCAUGCAGCUCUUCCACACGGCCUGUGAAGCCAGCUCUGAGGAUGAGGACGAUGCAACCAGCACCAGCAACGCGGACCAGCUUUCUGAUCACGGGGACUUGCUCUCUGAGGAGGACGCGGAUGAGUGACACUCUGGGAACACGUGGAGUCAUCACACAGGACCAGCCAUCAGGCACCUGUGCCUGCACUCCAGGAGAGGCGGCUUGUACUUUGCUUGCGUCGUCCUUGAGCUCUGCAGACAGAACUGGAGAGCAGGCCGAGGACAGGGACACAUUGAGGCUGGAGGUGGGCCUUGGAGCUCCAUAUCCUGGGCCUCAUUCAGUCUUUUAUGUAGACCCUACUCAUCCACUCUGUAAAUAGCACUGAGGAAAAGUGGGGCUAAGCUACUUUUUUCUUUAUCUAAUGGUACAUAUUUAUUGUUCUGUGAUCUACUCACAGUGUUUCUAAGUGUAAUAAAUGCCUAUGCCGUGUAGCCAGUCCCAAGACACUAAGCUCCUCUGCCCGAAGACACUGGGCUCUUAAAUCAGCAGUUUUUAUUGGCCAACUAGCUCUUGCCCUUCCCCCACCCCGUCCCAGAACUCUAGUCCAUGAGGCUGUCGCCCUCCUGGUAACACUGGGCCAGACUGUGCAGCUCUUGCAGCAACUCCUCUACAUCAUCCUGUUCCACCCCGGCAUCCAAGAAGCUGGCCCAGCGCCGCAGGUCCAGUUUGGUGAGCUCUGUGGCCAGGCCUCCCAGGGCCUGGUGCAAGGAUGAAGAGGAGCACAGAGCCCCAAACACUGGGAUGCUCUGCACUGCUGUAGAGGGAGAGAAAAGUGAGACCAAAUGGAGUAUAUUCUUUCCUGGGACUCUCAUAUUUACAGGGAAGUCUGUGCACAUGAUAGACUUGACUGUAAAGUACCUUCAGUGAAUUUUGUUUGCUGUCCCUUUAGUAUACCAGUACUCCAGAGGAAGGACACUUCUCAGGAGCCAUAGGGCAAUAAAGGAAUGUUUAACUGUGAACAUUUUAAGCACUCUUAAUCCAGGAAGGGAGAGUAAAACUGCUCCCAUGC